Molecule: messenger RNA, 1098 nt
Organism: Suhomyces tanzawaensis NRRL Y-17324
Lineage: Eukaryota; Fungi; Ascomycota; Pichiomycetes; Serinales; Debaryomycetaceae
Exons: 1
Coding region: 1-1098 (365 amino acids)
Source: RefSeq, a predicted model, not a curated record
AUGCCCUCUCCUAUCUUCAUCUCCAAGCCGUCGGAGGCGUUCUCCAUAUGGGUUAUUCUCCGGGGCCUUCAGCUUGCCAUCCUCAGCACUUACCGGUCGCUCCAAAAUCCAUCCAUUCUAUAUCACCCCACCUACAUUCCGUGUCUCACCAGGAUCGCCUGGAUGUCGCUCGUGGUGUACGUGCUUUUGAACGGACCGCUCUACCUCUCGAAGACCAUCGUGUUUUGCGGCAAUCACAUCAACUUGUUCACCGUCAACGGCAGGACCGUCCAGGCGUCGUUGACCCAAUUUAUGCACACCUACCUCGAUCUCCACAUCUUCCUCAUCACCUUGGCAGGCUACUACGACCCCCAGUCUGAUCGCUUGUUCUUGGUCAAUGUUCAGUUCAGCGACUCCGUUAACAACACCACCUAUCACCAGAACUUGACCAAGCUUCCCUGCAAGAAGGUAGUCCAGCAGGGCUCCACGUGGAGCCAGCAUCUCCACGACUUACUCCGUAACUGUCCGCAGUUCAAGUUCUUUAUCAGGAGAUACGCCAAAUAUUACCUCUUUAACCUCGUCAUCUAUGCAUUAGUCUCGUAUCCUAGCAGACUUUCGACCCUUAUCCUUUGCUUCAUUUUGUUCCAGACGGUACUCGACAAGUUGGGAUCGAUCUCCACCUUUGGCGUGAUCGCAGUUUUGAACCUCCUUCCAUCUCACUAUAUCGGGUCAUUUUUGGCAGGGUACUACGGUGUAUCCAACCUCUCCCAGGACCUCUUACUUGCGUACUUCCACAGAAUCAACUUCACUAAGUUCGAGCAAAAUCAAUGGCUCAAGUCCCGCGAAGGUGUCCUCUUCGGAUUCGGGUUGUUUAAUUACUGGUUGAUCAAAUCCUACCCAGCAUUCUCAGUUAUUAUUUAUACUUUGGCCCAGCUCAACAUGGGAUACCUCAUCACCAAAUUGACCGAUGUUCCGCCUUCCAAUACCAAUGCUUUGAUCAAUUGGACUUCUAGCCAGUUGGUAUGGACAAAACAGUAUUCAGUCAUUGAUGGCGAGUUUAUCAACGAUCCUUUCACAUCGUUUCCAGGGUCUUUUAUUUGGGAAGAAAAUGAGGGCUGA